Molecule: messenger RNA, 1152 nt
Organism: Sordaria macrospora k-hell
Lineage: Eukaryota; Fungi; Ascomycota; Sordariomycetes; Sordariales; Sordariaceae
Molecular function (GO): ATP binding; L-serine ammonia-lyase activity; pyridoxal phosphate binding
Source: RefSeq, a predicted model, not a curated record
AUGGCCGACCCAGCCACCACCCCUCCCCUAACCCGCGCCUCCGUCCUCGCCGCUCACUCCCUCAUAAAGCCUUACAUCCACGAGACGCCCGUUCUGACGAACACAACUCUCGACCAACUCGCUUCCACCCCUCGCACGCCCGAGGAGCUGAAAGGAACGGAGUGGGAGGGGGUUGAAAAGCCAGCGAACCCAAAGAUCCGGUUCUGGUUCAAGUGCGAGAAUUUCCAGCGGAUUGGAGCGUUCAAGGCCAGGGGAGCGUUUCAUGCUGUUGAGAGAUUGAAAAAGGAGGAGGGGUUGGAGGGGUUGAGGAGGACGGGGGUGGUAACGCAUAGUUCUGGCAACCACGCCCAAGCCCUCUCCCUUGCGGCCCGCGAGAACGGCAUCCCGGCAUACAUCGUCAUGCCUAACAUCUCUCCGCCGCCCAAGAUCGCUGCCACCAGAGGUUAUGGUGCCAACAUAACCUUUAGCGGGAGCACGAGUACCGAGCGCGAGGCGGUUACCAAGGAGGUUAUCGAGAAGACGGGCGCGAGAUUUGUGCCUCCUUAUGAUCACCCAGACAUCAUCCUAGGCCAAGGUACCGCCGCUCUCGAACUCCAAUCCCAAGUCGCCGCUUCCCUAUCCACCUCCGGCAACGCCACCAACCGCCGCCUAAACGCCGUCAUAACUCCCUGCGGCGGCGGCGGUCUCCUCUCCGGCACGGCUCUCGCCUGUUCCGACCCCUCCGCCCAGGGUGGUCCAAUCCUCGUCUUCGGCGCCGAACCCUCCUUCUCCGGUGCCGACGACGGGCGCAGGGGGUACUACUCGGGCACUCGCGUCGAGAGUGUGAAAUCGUUGACGAUUGCCGAUGGUUUGCGGACUCCAGUGGGGACGCACCCGUGGAGUAUCAUCUAUGAGCGCAAGUUGGUGGCGGGAAUGUACAGCGUGGGCGAGGAGGAGAUUAAGAAGGCGCUGAGGCUGGUGUAUCAGCGGAUGAAGGUUGUUGUUGAGCCGAGCGCUGUGGUGGGCUUGGCGGUCGCUUUGUAUAAUGAGGAGUUUAGGAGUAUGGUGGAACGGGAGGCGGGAGAGGAAGGGUGGGAUUUAGGCGUGAUGUUUAGCGGGGGAAAUGUUGAGCUGGCGGCUUUGGGGACGUUGUUUGGUGAGGUUGUUUGGUGA